Messenger RNA from Schistosoma rodhaini, 3880 nucleotides. NCBI's taxonomy places the organism in Eukaryota, Metazoa, Platyhelminthes, Trematoda, Strigeidida, Schistosomatidae. The record is from the annotation of a GenBank genome assembly.
AUCUAUCUAUCUAUCCAUCUAUCUAUCUAUAUAUAUUCACGUGUGUACACAUGUGCUAAAAUCUAUGGUGAAUAAGUUGGAUUAAACAAAUACAUACAUACACACACAUACAUACAUACAAAUAGAUGUAUAGACAUAUACAUACACACAAAAGAAACAAGCCAGUACACUAAUGUUUACAAAUACAAGCAUUUAUAUACAGAAAUACACAAACACCACUUGAUAUAUUAUCAAAUUUUUUAUCGUAAUACUCUCAUUUUACAUUCCACAUUGAACAUCAUCAUCAUCGUCAACAUCAACAUCAACAUUAUCAUCGUCACCAUCCAUUCAGUGUCUUGGUAUUAUAUAUUUAUUCAAUUUUCAAUGUAUUAUAUUACAUCUAUGUUAUAUUAGAAAAGCAAGAAUUGGAAGACGAUAUGCGAAAUACGAGAUAGUGAAUAGUUCAACUAUAAAUUUUUUUUCUAGUAGAAAAAAAGGGUAUUAACUUACCUUAAAGCAACAAAAAAAAAUUACGUAUUAGUAAUAAAUUAACUAAGAAUACGAUAAAAGGGAGUAAUGUAUAGUAUAAAUGUUAGUAACAACAACAAUCAGAAUACUACUGAUACUACAAUAGAUGUAAGUAGUAGAUUAUCUGUUCAAAUUAAUGAAUUAUAUUAUGAUGGGAAAUAUCCUAAUCUACCAUCUACUGAAUACACAUCUUCAUCAUCAUCAUCUUGUUCUUCUUCGGGAUCAUCAUUCUCAUCAUCAACAUCAUUGUCAUUGGCAACAGUAUCAUCGACUUCAACAAUAUGUUUUCCUAUAACCACAACAACAGUAGUAAAUGAAUCCAAUUAUGUUGCGUAUGCCACAAACAGUCUACAUCAACCUCAUCAAAGUUUAAAUUAUCCUUAUGAACAACAAUAUUAUGUGAAUGAUAAUCAUGAAGAAUAUGAUAAUAAGCAUCAUAAUUAUUAUCAGCAACAUCAUCAUUAUACACCAAUAAUUUCAACUGCACAUACUACUAAUAACAAUGACAAAAAUAAUAGUAGUCUGUGUAUUUCCACCACUACAACUCCCAAUGAUGGUAAUUUCUUCAAUGAAAUACAAAUCAUAUGCAUAUGUGAAACGCUGCAACAACGUGGUGAUAUUGACCGACUGGAAUUAUUUAUACAAACAUUACCUAAAUGGAAUAUACAAUUACAUAAUUUAGAAUGUAUUCAAGUAGCCAAAGCAAUGAUUGCAUUUCAUCAUGAACAAUAUACACAAUUAUAUCAUAUAUUAGAAAAUUGUAAUUUCUCAUCUAUCUAUCAUAGUAGAUUACAAAAUUUAUGGUUACGUGCACAUUAUGCUGAAGAAGAAAAAAUUAAAGGUAGAAUAUUAGGUGCUGUAGCUAAAUAUCGUAUAAGACGUAAAUAUCCAUUACCUCAUACAAUAUGGGAUGGUGAAGAGACAAGUUAUUGUUUUAAAGAAAAAUCUAGAAAUCUAUUACGUGAAUGGUAUCAUCAAAAUCCAUAUCCAUCACCACGUGAUAAAAGACAAUUAGCUGAGAUAACUGGUUUAACUAUAACACAAGUAUCAAAUUGGUUUAAAAAUCGUCGACAACGUGAUCGUGCUACUGAUGUACUUAUGACAACAACAACAAUGACAACGACAACUAUGACAACUACGACAACAAUGUGUAAAACACCAGUUAUGUCACCAUUAUCGGCUAAAACAAUGAUGACAUUGUUACCAACAGUUGUAUCUAUGUCACAUGAUUUACCAACAUAUCAAUUGUCGACAGUAUCAACAAAUGGAAUUAUACAGUCGGAUAUCAUCAAUGAAAAUUCAGAUACAUUAUCAAUGAAUGAAUUGAAUAUACAAUAUAAUAAAAUAAAUAAAGAAUCAUUUAAUAGAAAAGAUUUACAAUCGGAAAAUGAUUGUUUAUCUAAUCAAUAUCAUAUAGCUAAUAAUGAUCACAAUCAAAAUCAGUACAAUCAUCCUCAUCCUCAUCAUCAUCAUCAUCCUGCUCGAUGUAUAUCACAAUUAACUUCUCAUCUACCUACAAUAACAAAUAAUGAACAUAAUAAUGAAUUAUUCACUAAUCAUUCCAGAAUCAAUCCAUUCAUUCAUGAUGAAUUAGAUAUAAUAAAACAAACAAAUUCUAAAUACCCAUUCAAUAUUCAAUCAUCAAAUGAUUAUUAUUAUGAUUAUCAUUAUAAUCAGCAGUUGUCAAAUCAUCAUAAUCAUUCAUAUAUACAUGAAGAAAAUAAUAUAAAUAAACAAAAUUCAAAUUUCAAUGAUUCAUCUUAUUUAAAACAAAAUGAUUAUCAAUUAACAAAUCAAUAUGUUUCUGGUAUUAUAAAUGAUUAUGAAAAAAAUAUCUUAAAUCUUACAACACAAGGGUUAACUAAUAAUCUAAAGUAUUGUUGUGGUUCUUCUUCUUCUUCAGUAUCAUCUUGCUCAGCACAGUCUUCUUUAACAUCGUCUUCAUUGUCUUCAUCUUCUUUGUAUACUUCAAAUCUAGGCAACUUGAUGACAACAACAACAACAACAACUACAUCAUCAUCACCAUCAUCAAGAUCAUUAUCUUCAGUUAUAAAUUUGAAUACAAUAGAAAAUAAUAUAAAUAUGAUUGAUUUAAAUAAACAAAUUAAUCCUUGGAUAAAUUAUUCUAUGUAUAAUAAUAGUUUAAUUAUAAAUCCAAUUACUCCUACUACUACUAUUACUACUAAUACUACUAACAAUAAUCAUAGUAAUAUAGUAUGGUCUACAAAUAAUGAUAAUCAUCAAAGUCUAUUAGAAUCAUAUCAUUCACAUAAUUAUUCAAUCAUAAAUAAUGAUAGUUCAUAUGAAGAAAGUUUAAGUGAUGAUCAUGAUGAUGAUGAUGAUGAUGACGAUGAUGAUGAUCACAAUAAUAAUAAUAAUAAUAAUAAUAAUAAUAAUAAUAAUAAUAAUAAUAAUGAACAAGAUGAAAAUAAUCAUAAAAAUAAUAUUUUACAUUUAAAUAUCAAUAAUCAAUAUAAUAAUAAUAAUCAAUCAAUAAUAUCGAUCCCAUUAAAAAAAUCAUCGACAUUCAUUACAAAUCAAUUAAAAUCAAUAAAUUCAAUCAAAUUAAUUAAUUCUAAUGAAUUUAAUCAAUUACAAAUACCAACAAUUCAUUUACAAAAUUCAUUUAUUAAUAAACAAUAUAAUAAUAAUAAUCAUAGUAAUGAUAAUAAUAAUAAUAAUAAUGAUUCAAUAUCUGCAACUGAUCAUUGGUUACACAAUAAUACCCUAGCAACUAAUAAUCAAUUAAAUGAUCAUGUAGAUAAUUGUUGUAUACCUGUAUUAUUAUGUUCAAGAAGUAGCAUGUAACACAAUGAAUAUUUUCUUUUUUUCUUUUGUAUUUACUUAAAAUUAUAAUCAAUAGCUGUUUUUUUUUGUAUACAUAUCUUUUGUCAAAAUAAAUAUCCCUUCCUUGAAAAUAGAGUAUCCAUUUGGUUAUUAGGAUUAUUAACUGAAACAUCGAAAGUUCCCUUAGUUUUGUUUAGAUUGUGAAUGUAAAAGCAAUUAUUUUAUCAGUGUACCUAUUUUUACUGUAAAAAAGGAUGUUGACAUUUUUUUAUCGAUUAUGGGUGUGGGGUGGGUUGGAGAAUGAAAUGACGAUAAAUCUUGACAUAAAUUUAACUAAUAGAGAUAAACUACUUAAUAAUAUUAAGUAAGCUAAAUUUAAUCAUAAAAAUAUACAAAUGAUGAAUUCUAUGUAAUUAGUUCUGUUUGAUUAAACAUUUUCUUCUGAUAAAUUAUGUUUUAUUCUUGUUAUUCCACAAAUACUGAAGUUUAUUUUAUUGCUACAGAAUUAGCAGUUGUUAAUAUCUUGAUUAGAAAGAUUCUUAUUUCAAUAAAUUUGAUCAAAUAUACUUAGUAUUUUAUACUGUAA